AUGCUGUAUCCUACAAAUACCAAUAUGAUGUUCAAUCUUGACUCUAUUCCAGCUUUUGAGUUCUACGACGAAGACACCUUUGUCGAUAGCCCACCGCCUGCCAAUACUCCUAAGAGUCCUCAGGAAGAGGAAGAGUAUGAAGAGAAGGGUGAGCCAGAGUUCAGACUGCUUGAGGAAUACGUCAGGGACACAUUUCCUUCUUUAAGGCAAGGAAUGCUCCCAAGACAAGUAGAGGAGGCGCCUACUAUUAGGCAAGCGCCGCUGGCUUAUGCCCCUCAAAAUAUUCCAAUUGCUCCUGUUGUUCAAGCACUGGUUCCUCAUUUCGACCCUCCUCCAUAUCCUCCUCCAGGAUAUGAACCAAAACCAGCACAGCUGCUUCCCAAGGCCAAGGUGGAGGAAAGCUCUGUUCCAUCUUUUGACGACUUUGACGUCCAGUUAUCUGCGGUGCUUGAAGAAAUGGAACAGGUCAAGCAGGCUUUGGUAGUUAGCGCUCCAAACCUCCAGCCCAUUCCAGAACCUAUUCUGAAACAGAACUUACAGAAGCUUCUGCCUGAAGAAGAGGUGGCGCUGUUUAAGGAUGACACGUUUCUGUUGCGUGCAUCUCCAGAUGGAACAGAGUCGUCUGUUUCGAGACAAGCCAGUGUUCCAUUGAACAUUGACUCCAACUAUACGUACCGUAAUGGAAACGUACACCCAAUGUGGGAGACCAAUAAUGUCUGGCAGGCAAACACUCAAACAUGGCUGGAGUCUACACAGCUGCUGGAAAACUACGGAAAGCCAAUCUUCUACAACAACCCGUACUGUCAGGCUCCACCUUCGUUGUUCAGUGAUCCACUGGAAGACUUUGGCAACAAUGUCUUUGAUACUACUAAUGUCCAGCCGUUGGAAUCGGAUUCUACAAGGCAGUUCAAGAGAAGUCGGGGUGAGUAUGACUAUGAUGCUUAUAACCAGAAUGAUCCUUUUGGGUACUUUGGAGCUCCUACUGAGUAUGGAAUCGUGAAUCCCACUGAACAGCCCAGCAGUUUCAUGGAUGACUUUUACGAGUCAUACAGAGAAAAUAAGAGAAGCAAGUGGCUUAAUGGAUGA
Molecule: messenger RNA, 1086 nt
Organism: Candidozyma haemuli
Lineage: Eukaryota; Fungi; Ascomycota; Pichiomycetes; Serinales; Metschnikowiaceae
Exons: 1
Coding region: 1-1086 (361 amino acids)
Source: RefSeq, a predicted model, not a curated record